This is a messenger RNA of Fonsecaea erecta, 1020 nucleotides long. RefSeq lists its product as hypothetical. Gene Ontology annotation, cellular component: membrane. The record is from RefSeq and is a predicted model, not a curated record. The transcript has a single exon. The coding region runs from base 1 to 1020 and encodes 339 amino acids. NCBI's taxonomy places the organism in Eukaryota, Fungi, Ascomycota, Eurotiomycetes, Chaetothyriales, Herpotrichiellaceae.
AUGGGCGAACCCAGUGAACCUAUGGUAGAGAGAUUUCUCGGAGACCAGCAUGACUGCCAACCUGCGACCGACCCUAGACGGAAUCAAGAGCUCGCAGCUGCCUUCAAAGACAAGAAUGUUGUAAUUGCUGGUGCUGGUCGUGGCAUAGGAAGAGCCACCGCCGAGUUCUUUGCACACACUGCAGCCAAAUCACUCAGUUUGAUGGCGCUCGAGCUGCAAGAGGUGGACGAGACGGUCAGUCUGUGCAAGAAGAUCAACCCAAAGCUUCUUACCAAGACCGCUGCAUUCGACGUCAAGGACUACACCAAAGUGCAGCAAUUCAUCGACGAGGUCGACCAGGAAUUUGGGGGAAUUGACGUGGUCUUCGCAAAUGCUGGCCGCCCACCGCAAUGGCUGGCAACUUGGGAGUCAGAUCCUACAGUGUGGUGGGAUACCCUAGCCGUGUCGCUGCAAGGAGGCUUCAACUUCGCCCGAGCUGUACUGCCCAUCAUGCGCCGGGAGAAGGGCGGCAGGAUUGUCUUCACAUCAAGUGCCGGCGCACACGUGAGCAACGGCAUGGGCAGUUACGCACUGGGCAAACUGGGCCUGGUGCGGCUUGCUGAGAUCCUGCACCACGAGAACAAAGACCACAACAUCAAAACCUUCGCCAUCCACCCCGGUGCCAUUCCGACUCGAUUCUUCACCGAUUUCAAGGAGGCAUCCGAGGGCAAUAUCAAGGAAGGCAGCUAUGUGUCCAAGACCCUGCCGGGAGAAGAAAAGUCGGCCAACAUUGCAGUCAACUUCUUCAGGGAUGUCACUUGGGAUACGCCGCAGAUGCCGGCAGGCUAUGUGGUCUUGCUGUCCAGUGGCCAGCUGGAUUUCAUGUCGGGGAGGUAUGUUGACUGUUCCAGGAAGGUCGAGGCGUACCUGGCGGACAAGGACAAAAUCAUGGCCAAAGACCUACACCGGGUCAAGCUGGUGGUCGACUCGGACUGGUUUAUUCCUCCGGCCAAAGAAGAGCAGGAGUUUGGAGGUGCCUGA